AUGCUGACACGCAUAGACGGUGAUUUCCAAUCUAUUUUCUUCCAAGAUCACGAUGCUUUUAUAAUGGAUUCACUCGCCUUGGUCAGACUUUCCCCGUGUGUACUGUCUGCCGGGAAGACUAUGAUAUUCAAUAUUGCACAGGUCGAAAACAAUCAGCUUGGAUCGUGUCGUAUGGAGAUUAGAAAGCUCACUAUUAAACCUCAAGCUUUCAUGGUGUUUCCAAAACCGCAUGAAAUUAGUACAGUAAGUAUGAAUUUUGCUCAACGUUCAAUUCAGGAUCAAACGAAAGCGGCCUUUUAUGACCUAAACACCCUACUUUGGGAAAUGCAGGCUUUAGAAGAAGUUUAUUCUCUCGGGCAGGAUGCUGGAAAAGUGGCGGAACAGUUUGCAACGCACUUCAGUCCCGUGUUUGAUAGAAAAAAGUGGCUCUGUUCAAAUAAUGGGCGAUCAACAGCGCAUGUUAUUUUCGUCAGCGAUUUGGCCUUGAUUGAUCCCGUGGCAUGCAUCGAGCCGUAUACAAAGCCCAAUCAUUUACUCGAUUCGAUUUUCGCGGAGUUGUGUCCUGAUGGGCAUUCGCUACGCGUCACUUGGGAUUCUUUGUGCAGUUGGAUUACUGCAGCUGGCUCGCCUUAUCAGGAGGAAUCUUCGCAGUUCGACAAAUUCACAACGGAUCUCCUCAAUACGCAUAAUCUCAGUGCACAUCCCUUGUUUGAUCGAUACUUGUUAUCAAAGGAACAGGAAGCGCUCACAGCCAUACAGCAAGAAAUUCAAGAUGUGGCAGAUGCUGUCAAUUAUUCUCUACCCGAAUUGACAAAGAUCCCUCGCAACAAGUCCCAAUGGUCGAAAUUGCUUCUACAACAAGUCCAAGAACUGAUGGUACCCAUAUGCGAGUCUGGAAAACUGGACCUGCUUGUCCUGGUGGAGCUUGCGAUGGCUGUCAGUUUGGCAUUUUCGGCUUCUCCCAGCCGGUCUCAAAAGGAAUCUCACACGGAUUCCGAUGGAAGUUUGGUCACCGUGGAAAAAUUGUUGAUGCGUUAUGAACGUUCGCUCAUUGUCGCUAGUCAACUGGACGCGAAGCUGUUGUCCCAACUGGAGGAGCCCACAAAAUGUGAGCCGAUCAUAAUGCAGGCCAUCAAUCAAGCCAGGCAAGCACUUCUUCCUGUCAAUAUGAGACUAACAUAUCUGGAGGAUAUAUUUAUGUUCCUCGUCUACAUUCUGGGUCUGUUACCUGCACAAUAUCCAGUCUCGAAUAUAAUUUGGCGGUCCAUGACUGAUCUGAUGAAAUCUGGUCAACGAGGUCUAGAUCGAAUUGGGUGUGGCAGUGGUCCCCUUAUACCAACUUACAUGUCUGUGGAUAAGUUGAUUCACAAUCUAAAGGAUCUUCUCGAGGAAAGAAGAAAACUUCCCUCUUACAAUCGCUACAUUCCUCUUGGUGGGUCUGGACCACACUCGGUAGAAUCGCAUAACGUGGAUUACGUAAUUAUCGUGAUAAUGGGUAGCGUUCCUUUUGCAUUGGUUCGCGAUCUACUGGAGACUGCUCAGGGUCAUGCGGAUCGCAACCCACCAUUUCAACUAAAAAUCAUCGCAAACAGAUUUAUCGGUGGCACUCCUGGAUUGUCCGGCUUCUUCAAGAUGGAUGAGUAA
Messenger RNA from Echinostoma caproni, 1644 nucleotides. The record is from the annotation of a GenBank genome assembly. Lineage: Eukaryota; Metazoa; Platyhelminthes; Trematoda; Plagiorchiida; Echinostomatidae.